Raphanus sativus (radish) is the source of this 978-nucleotide messenger RNA. RefSeq lists its product as uncharacterized. NCBI's taxonomy places the organism in Eukaryota, Viridiplantae, Streptophyta, Magnoliopsida, Brassicales, Brassicaceae. Gene Ontology annotation, molecular function: RNA-DNA hybrid ribonuclease activity; nucleic acid binding. The coding region runs from base 1 to 978 and encodes 325 amino acids. The record is from RefSeq and is a predicted model, not a curated record. The transcript has a single exon.
AUGGAGACUAGUCCCAAAGUUAAACACUUCCUUUGGAGAUGUCUCAACAAUGCACUCCCGGUGGCGUUAAAUAUGGUGCACAGACACAUAGCUAAACAAAAGAUGUGUAGUAGAUGUGGAGAUGAGGAGGAGAGUGUAAACCAUCUGCUGUUUAAGUGUCAUUAUGCCAGAUUAGUUUGGGCUUUGGCAAAUGUUCAUAUUCCUCCAGCUGGAGUAUGGUCGGACUCUUUGUAUGCCAAUAUCCACUGGGUCUUAAAUCUGAAAAAAGAGUACCCAAUGGAAGAGGUAGAAGAGAGCUUUGCGCCAUGGUUAAUGUGGAGGUUAUGGAAAAACAGGAAUGACUUCGUCUUUAGAGGGAACGAUCAUGAUGCAGCACUAACUGUCUGGAAGGUUUGGGAGGAUGUGUUUGAGUGGAUUAGCAGAGCUGAGGUGAAAGAAAAGGAGGUUAAAGAGCCCACAGCCCCAAAACCGGAGGUCAAAUGGAAACCACCAGCGGAGAGGUACCUGAAGUGCAAUUCAGAUGCAGCGUGGCUUAAAGAAGAACGAAGUGGUGGAGCUGGUUGGAUACUACGUGAUCAUCGGGGGAGGUUGAUAUGGGCGGGUGCAAAGAAACUGGCAGAAGUGAGAUCAGCUAUUGAGGCGGAAGCAGAGGCAGUGAGGUGGGCUUUACAAACAGUGACAGGUUUUGGAUAUGACAGAGUACAAUUUGAAACCGAUUCACUUCAGUUAAUGAGGAUGAUAAAUGGAGAGGAGGAAACCUGGCCACUGUUGGAGCCCAUCAUCCAGGAGAUAGCUGCACUUAUGUCGAUGAGGGAGGAGAUCACGGUUGUGUAUUAUCCUCGGAGUGGUAACAAAACUGCGGAUAGAAUAGCAAGGGAGACUUCUACGUUCACGUCCUUUGUCCCCAAGUUAUAUUCUAUGUCGCCUACUUGGUUGUCUUCUUGUUUAGAAUCUGAUAAGUUGGUUGUAAGAACUUGA